AUGUCUUCUACUAUCGUUGAAUAUCUCACGACCAAAAGACCAGGGAGUGGUAUUCUUGAUCAGCCAUACACCAGUCUCUACAAUGUUACUGCUACGGAUCCUGCCUGGGAUGUUUGGAGAAGCAUCCGUGGACCUCUGUAUCAGUUGAUCGCAUCUGUGCUGGACAGGAACUGCAGGUUCAUAGCCCUCGACAUGAUGAAACACAUUGGACAAGAUCCCCAUCUUGCAGACACCACUCUCGUCGUCCUUUUCCCUUCCGCCGCCACUGCUGAGCACUGGCUCGCGUUGGAGAUUGCUAUCACAAACCUCGUCCAGGAAAAAGCCGAAGACUACGGCUAUCACGAGCCGAUCAGGGUGCUUUUUCAUUACUCAGACAAACCUCUAGAGACACUCUACCGAGCCAAGCGAUUCCUUGAUGAAACUAUUGGUAUUGCGUACGACCCAGCAUGGCUAUGA
This is a messenger RNA of Talaromyces rugulosus, 456 nucleotides long. RefSeq lists its product as uncharacterized. The coding region runs from base 1 to 456 and encodes 151 amino acids. NCBI's taxonomy places the organism in Eukaryota, Fungi, Ascomycota, Eurotiomycetes, Eurotiales, Trichocomaceae. The record is from RefSeq and is a predicted model, not a curated record. The transcript has a single exon.